This is a messenger RNA of Gopherus evgoodei (Goodes thornscrub tortoise), 2332 nucleotides long. RefSeq names its product autophagy related 5 (gene ATG5). The coding region runs from base 143 to 1039 and encodes 298 amino acids. The transcript has 9 exons. Gene Ontology annotation, biological process: autophagy of mitochondrion; C-terminal protein lipidation; cellular response to nitrogen starvation. The record is from RefSeq and is a predicted model, not a curated record. Lineage: Eukaryota; Metazoa; Chordata; Testudines; Testudinidae. Gene Ontology annotation, cellular component: Atg12-Atg5-Atg16 complex; phagophore assembly site membrane; cytoplasm.
GGCGCGGCCCCUCGUGGGUGUGAGUGACUGGAGAUAGGGCACGUGGAGCCGAUGCGUGGGGCGAGGGCGGGAUGGAGAUGAGAGUGGAGUUCUGGUUGAAGAAAUAAUUUAGUCUACAUGUGCUUCAGUACCCAUUGGAAGAAUGACAGAUGACAAAGAUGUGCUUCGAGAUGUGUGGUUUGGACGAAUACCAACCUGCUUCACGCUGUAUCAGGAUGAGAUAACUGAAAGGGAAGCUGAACCUUAUUAUUUGCUUUUACCUAGAAUAAGCUACUUGACGCUAGUAACGGACAAAGUGAAAAAACACUUUCAGAAGGUUAUGAGACAAGAGGAUGUUACUGAGAUAUGGUUUGAAUAUGAAGGCACACCCCUGAAAUGGCAUUUUCCGAUUGGAUUGCUAUUUGACCUUCAUGCAUCAAAUACAGCCCUUCCUUGGAACAUCACAGUACAUUUCAAGAAUUUCCCAGAAAAGGAUCUACUGCACUGUACUUCUAAAGAUGUGAUUGAAGCUCAUUUCAUGGCUUGUGUAAAGGAAGCAGAUGCCUUAAAGCACAAAAGUCAAGUCAUCAAUGAGAUGCAGAAAAAGGAUCAUAAACAGCUCUGGAUGGGGUUACAGAAUGCAGAUCAUUAUCACCUAAUACCUGGAAGUAAUCUGGAAAUACCUGCAAACUUGCCAGCUUCUCCGAACAACAAAUUUGACCAAUUUUGGGCCAUAAAUCGGAAACUCAUGGAGUAUCCUCCAGAAGAUAGUGGAUUUCGUUACAUCCCAUUUAGAAUAUAUCAGGUAACAACGGAACGACCUUUUAUACAGAAGUUAUUUCGUCCGGUUGCUACAAAUGGGCAGCUAAAUACACUCGGAGAUCUCCUAAAAGAAGUUUAUCCUGCUGCAAUUACUCCUGAAGAUGGAGAAAAGAAGAAUCAAGUGAUGGUUCAUGGAAUUGAGCCGAUGCUUGAGACACCAGUACAGUGGCUAAGUGAACAUAUGAGCUAUCCUGAUAAUUUUCUUCACAUUAGUAUUAUUCCCCAACCUACAGAUUGAAGAAUCAGAUGUAUCAGAUAUAAGGAUUAUCCUCAGGCUGGAUUUACCAGGGCAUGUUAACCUUUUACUUAUGUCAGGCUUGGUGGAGGCAACCUGACCAGAAAAACCUCACUGCUGCAAGCCAAACAGGAAAAAAGAUCCCAUCACUAGAUAAGGACAUUUGGGCUGGUCUUAGUUUGCAUCACCACUGCUUUUCUCCUCAGUUGUGACAUGAAAGACUUUACAGGACCAUUGAAAGUCUGCUGUUUUCUUGUAAAAUAUAAUGAAGCUGAAACUAUUAGCCUGAAGAGCAAAUGGAAAUAUGUGCCACCUGAUUUGUAUUUCUGAUUAACAAAUAAACAAGGGUUUUUCCUAAUGUGACAAUAUUUCAGCUUUGGUUUGAGUGGAAACAUUGGUUUAAUUUUCUAGAAAAUUAGACACCAAGAGAAAUUGUUAUCAAUAACUUCUAGUAACUUUUUGUAAAAGAUCAAGUUACAGUAAACCCAGAUUUCCUUAAUAGGAAUUUCAUAUGUUUACAGUAUGUCUAUUGGUAUGAAAACUGUCUUUAACUUUGAUAACAAGCAGUGAGAAAUUUUUAAAUAAAACCUCUGAACAUAUAUUUUGUCAUUUAAGAACAUGCACAACUUAGUCACAAGUGUUUUUGAUUUAUAUGCAGUUUGUCACUGAAUAUACUUUGGUGUAAGUUUAUCAUUCAAACUAGUUUUCAGUGGAAUAGUAAUGGUGUAGGAUAAUUUGCUCAGGAGCUGUUGUGGCAUUCUUCUGAUAAUUUAAAAUGUCUUCUGAAAUAAUUUUUUCUUAACUCAAUAAAAAUGUAAAAUAAUGUUGCAGAUUAUCAUACCAUUCUAUUUAUUCCCAUAGAUUAGAAAUUGGUCACAUCACAAUAUGAUAAACAGAUGUAUUGUUUUUGAACAAUUUUGAAUAUUGGAAAAUUGAGCCUUUUCUGAGCUAGUUCUCAUUGUGAGUUCAGUUUCCUAAUGUGGUCCCAUAGUAAUCAGCACAUGAAGUAUCAACAGUUUAUAAUCUCAUUGCAAUAGAUUUUGCUUAAUUUACCAAAUAUGUUUAUAGGUUACUGGAACUCAUGCUCCAAUAUUUGUAAAUUUUUAUUACAUCAUUGCAGUUGCUACAGCGAUCCUACCUUUUAUUUUAUUUUAUUUUUUUAUUGCAUUCAUCUUGUCAUGAGCCAUAUUACUCUGUCUGCUUAUUCUUGGUUGCUGCAAACAAGAGUAUGUUGUAAGCAUAUUGUCAUGUAAAUGUUUUCUUAAAGAAACAUGUUAUUUUCUCCAAAAAAAAAAA